GCUGAAAAUUGGAAGUCCUCUUUCUCUCUCUCACGAAUGGAGUACAAGUUGGGGAAUCUCCACCCGAGAGGGUGAGUCCAGAAAAAACUAUAUAAACCCACUCCCGCUAUUUCUUCAUCUCUCGCCACCGCAAUCCCAAUACUUCAAAAAUUCCUCCCCCUUUCUGUAAUUUCUCUAUUGUUAAUGGAUUCCGCAUCCCGCCCCUCCGUCGUCGUCAUCGGCGCUGGCGUUUCCGGCCUGUCGGCGGCGAAGGUGCUGGUGGAGAAUGGAAUAGACGACGUGGUGAUUUUGGAGGCGUCGGAUCGUAUCGGUGGAAGAGUCUGUAUGGAGAAUUUCGGCGGCGUUUCGGUGGAGCUCGGGGCGGGUUGGAUUGUCGGAGUCGGGGGGAAAGAACCCAACCCGGUUUGGGAACUCGCUCACAAAUCCAGUCUCCGUACUUGCUUCUCUGAUUACAGCAAUGCUCGCUACAAUAUCUACGAUCGAAGUGGGAAGAUUUUUCCGAGUGGUGUCGCGGCGGAUUCGUACAAGAAGGCGGUGGACUCGGCGAUUCAGAAGCUGAGGAAUCAGGGGGCCGAUGGCGCUGAUGAGGUCUCCAUUGUAUCGGAGCCGCCUUGUACGCCAAAGACGCCUAUGGAACUCGCCAUCGACUUUAUACUCCACGAUUUCGAGAUGGCAGGUUGUUCGGGAAAUACAGCACUCGAGAACCGGGGUUACUGUAACAACUGAGGAUGGAUGUAUUUUCGAAGCCAAUUAUGUGGUUUUGUCUGUUAGCAUUGGUGUGCUCCAAAGCGACCUCAUUUCCUUCACUCCACCUUUACCCAGGUGGAAAACAGAGGCCAUAGAGAAAUGUGACGUGAUGGUCUAUACAAAGAUCUUCCUCAAGUUUCCAUAUAAGUUCUGGCCGUGCGGGCCAGGGAAAGAAUUCUUUAUUUACGCCCAUGAAAGGAGGGGAUACUACACGUUUUGGCAGAACAUGGAAAAUGCCUACCCUGGGUCCAAUAUCCUGGUGGUGACAAUAACAAAUGAAGAGUCAAAACGUAUAGAAGCUCAAUCUGAUGAAGAGACAUUGAGAGAAUCCAUGGAAGUUCUCAGGGAUAUGUUCGGACCCAGCAUCCCAGAUGCCAUUGAUAUACUUGUUCCUCGCUGGUGGAGUAACAGGUUCCAGCGUGGCAGCUACAGCAACUACCCCAUCAUCUCCGAUUGCCAAGUUGUUCAAAACAUUAAGGAACCCAUUGGACGUAUCUUCUUCACCGGAGAACACACAAGCGAAAGAUUUAAUGGCUAUGUACAUGGUGGAUAUCUUGCAGGCAUAGACACAAGCAAUGCCCUGUUGGAAGAAAUGAGAAAAGAGAAGGAAAGAAAAAGUGAGGGUCAAUCAUUCUUGUUAGAGCCCUUGCUAGCAUUAACAGGAUCAUUAACUUUAACACAGACAGAGGCAGUCUCAGGCCUUCACAAAUGUGAUCUUCCAACACAAUUGUACCUAAACGGCAAGCUCGGUAUCCAGGAAGCGAUUUUAUGACUACAUGGACGACAUACGAAGGGACAUAGAUCUUGUUUGUACAACGAAGACAGCAUGGUGGGUGACGGAGAUGACCAAAAGAUGAUGGGUUUGAAUCCUAAUUCAAUUCGAGACUACAAUACCGUCCAUGACGAGGAGUGCAGGAAAUGAAGCAGGAGAAAGGUGAAGAAAAUAAAGUUAUGUGAUGGUGAUCUGCAUAGAAAUGAAGGUGUGCCUACUUGUCUUGAUUGUUGGAAGGGGUUAUUUAUUAAUCUGGGCUUUAGUUCUAGAAAUUAUUUUGUUGAUGAAAAAGCUCCUAGAGGAAUUGGUGGGGGAAAUAUUGAAUUUUCUAAUUGUAUUGUUACCGAUCUUUUAAUACAAGAAAAAAGUUGAUCUCUCA
Molecule: messenger RNA, 1898 nt
Organism: Momordica charantia (bitter melon)
Lineage: Eukaryota; Viridiplantae; Streptophyta; Magnoliopsida; Cucurbitales; Cucurbitaceae
Source: RefSeq, a predicted model, not a curated record